CGGCGGCGGCGCGCGGCGGGCGCUUCACCUGCAGCCCGGGGCGGCCGCGGGACCGGCCGGCUCCGCUCCCUCCGCUCCCUCCGCUCCCUCCGCUCCUCCGCUCCGCUCCGCCGCCGCGGACAUGAGCGCCGGCCCGAGGCGACGCCUGCUGCUGCUGCUGCUCCUCCUGCCCGGCUGGGGCUCGGCGGCGGCACACAAUGGGGAUCUUACAGUUAGACCCACAUGCAAGCCUGGCUUCUCAGAACAAGACUACACAGCUUUCAUCUCCCAGAAUAUCAUGGAAGGGCAGAAGUUACUCAAAGUAAAAUUUAAUAACUGUGCCGGUAACAAGGGCGUGCGGUACGAAACCAACAGCCUGGACUUCAAGGUGAGGGCGGACGGGACCCUGUACGCCGCCCACCACCUGCAGCUGCCCUCCAAGCAGCUGAUCCUGGUGGUGACCGCCUGGGACCCCCAGAGUCUGGGCAGAUGGGAGGCCAUGGUCAGGUUUCUGGUGGCAGAGAAGUCCCAGCACAACGGACACAAGCCCAAAGGAAGGAAGGCACUGCCUGGAGAGCUGGUGCAGCAGCAGAGUGACACCCUGCUGCCGUGGCGGCAGCACCAGAGUGCCAACGGGCUGCGGCGGCAGAAGCGGGACUGGGUCAUCCCACCCAUCAACGUGCCAGAGAACUCCAGAGGGCCCUUCCCGCAGCAGCUGGUCCGGAUCCGUUCCGAUAAGGACAAGGAGAUCCAUAUCAGGUACAGCAUCACUGGAGUGGGAGCCGACCAGCCGCCCAUGGAGGUCUUCAACAUCGACCCUGUGUCUGGCAGGAUGUACGUGACACGCCCGAUGGACAGGGAGGAAAGAGCUUCCUACCAUCUCCGGGCUCAUGCGGUGGAUAUGAAUGGAAACAAGGUGGAGAAUCCCAUUGACCUUUACAUCUAUGUGAUUGAUAUGAAUGACAACAGGCCGGAGUUCAUCAACCAAGUCUAUAAUGGAUCUGUUGAUGAAGGCUCUAAACCAGGGACAUACGUGAUGACGGUGACGGCGAACGACGCGGACGACGGCACCACGGCCAACGGGAUGGUGAGGUACCGCAUCGUCACGCAGACCCCGCAGAGCCCCUCGCAGAACAUGUUCACCAUCAACAGCGAGACAGGGGACAUCGUCACCGUGGCCGCUGGGCUCGACAGGGAGAAAGUUCAGCAGUACAUAGUCAUUGUUCAAGCAACAGAUAUGGAAGGAAAUCUGAACUAUGGUCUCUCCAACACGGCCACAGCGAUCAUUACAGUGACAGAUGUCAAUGACAACCCCCCUGAAUUCACCACCAGCACUUAUUCAGGAGAAGUGCCUGAGAACAGAGUGGAGGUUGUGGUGGCAAACCUGACGGUGAUGGACCGGGACCAGCCCCACUCUCCCAACUGGAACGCCAUCUACCGCAUCAUCAGCGGGGACCCCUCGGGCCACUUCACCAUCCGCACCGACCCCGUCACCAACGAGGGCAUGGUCACCGUGGUGAAGGCAGUUGAUUACGAGAUGAACAGAGCUUUCAUGCUGACAGUGAUGGUAUCAAACCAAGCUCCCCUGGCCAGUGGCAUCCAGAUGUCCUUCCAGUCGACAGCAGGAGUCACCAUUUCGGUCACAGAUGUCAACGAAGCCCCGUAUUUCCCAACGAACCACAAGCUGAUCAGGCUGGAGGAAGGGGUGCCGACGGGCACGGUGCUGACCACGUUUUCGGCGGUGGAUCCCGAUCGCUUCAUGCAGCAGGCAGUAAGAUACUCCAAGCUGUCAGAUCCUGCAAACUGGCUGAACAUUAAUGCCACAAAUGGUCAGAUCACUACUGCUGCUGUCCUUGAUCGAGAGUCAGACUACAUUAAGAAUAAUGUCUACGAGGCCACAUUCUUGGCGGCUGACAACGGAAUUCCCCCUGCCAGCGGCACGGGCACUCUGCAGAUCUACCUGAUCGACAUCAACGACAACGCCCCGGAGCUGCUGCCCAAGGAGGCGCAGAUCUGUGAGAAGCCAAACCUCAAUGUCAUCAACAUCACGGCCGCGGACGCUGACAUCGAUCCAAACGUGGGGCCCUUCGUCUUCGAGCUGCCAAGUGUGCCAUCUGCAGUGAGGAAGAACUGGACCAUCACACGGCUCAAUGGGGACUAUGCCCAGCUCAGUUUGCGGAUCAUGUACCUGGAAGCAGGAGUGUACGAUGUGCCCAUCAUCGUGACAGACUCAGGAAACCCCCCCUUGUACAACACCUCUGUCAUCAAGGUGAAGGUGUGCCCGUGUGACGAGAACGGCGACUGCACCACCAUCGGGGCCGUGGCUGCUGCGGGGCUGGGCACGGGGGCCAUCAUUGCCAUCCUGAUCUGCAUCAUCAUCCUCCUGACCAUGGUUCUGCUCUUCGUGGUGUGGAUGAAGCGGCGGGAGAAGGAGCGCCACACCAAGCAGCUCCUCAUCGACCCCGAGGACGACGUCCGGGACAACAUCCUCAAGUACGACGAAGAGGGAGGUGGAGAGGAGGAUCAGGAUUACGAUUUAAGCCAGCUCCAGCAGCCAGAGACCAUGGAUCACGUGCUGAACAAGACACCAGGAGUCAGAAGGGUGGAUGAAAGACCUAUUGGUGCUGAACCACAGUAUCCUAUAAGACCAGUAAUCCCACAUCCAGGGGAUAUUGGUGAUUUUAUUAAUGAGGGCCUGCGUGCAGCAGACAACGACCCCACAGCCCCCCCCUACGACUCCCUGCUCGUCUUUGACUACGAGGGCAGCGGCUCCACCGCCGGCUCCGUCAGCUCCCUCAACUCCUCCAGCUCCGGGGACCAGGACUACGACUACCUGAACGACUGGGGGCCCAGGUUCAAGAAACUGGCGGACAUGUACGGGGGAGGAGAGGAAGAUUAAACUGACCUCAUCUUAUUACAAAAAAAAUGACAAAAAAGUUAAAAAAAAACAAAAAAAGGAGAAGAAGGAUAAAAAAAUAUAGGAAACAAAAAAAAAAAAAAACCACAAAAAACCAACAAACCCACAGACAACGUUAAUGAAAAGAGCCGAUGCAGGAGCAAGAACUGUACAGAUGUGGCAGCUUUUUUAAUUAAUAUCCCCUGCUGACUGUAUUGUUAUUUUUAGUGGUGAUAUAGGAGGUUUCUUUUUUUUUUCUUUCUUUUUUUCUGUUGUAUUUUUUUUCCUAGAAUAUCGAGCUGUCUCGCAUGAACACUUGUCUCUGCUGCAGGUUUCUUUUUGGGUAUUUUUUUUUGUUUUUUAUAAUGUCAGCUGGGAUAUUGCUCGUUUACCUGCUUUAUGACUAAAGAGAGUGAAAGGCACUCUGUCUUAACUUGAAUUUCUUAGAACAGAAGCACUGUUUUUAAAAUAUAUAUAUAUAUAUAUAUAUUUGAAAGUGCCUUUUGGUGCAUGUGUCAGAUUCCCUUCAAUCUCAGGAGUGAUGAAAACAAACAUACAACCAUCCUGGGCAGCACUCCCUGUGACCCUAAGCCAGUUCUAGCUGGGAAGGAGUUAACAAAAAGGAACUGUGGAGAUUGUUUCUUUUUUGCCUUUUUUUGUUUCGUUUUGUUUUGUUGUUUUUUUUUUAAGGGGGUGACUCAUUCUGGGGUGGAAGAAGAUGGGGGGUGGGGAGGGGGGGAGAUGUUUUGAGUCAAAAUCUUAACAGCCAUCUUUAAGCCUCAGCAGGUGGUGAACUAGUCAUCAUGUUGUAUAUAAUUCAGUGUUAUCAGAUGCAAAAUACCGACCAACGGGCUCUGCUGGCCCCUGGUCACACUCAAUGUAGCUGCAUAGAACUAUAGCAUUGAUAAAGCCUUUGGUUAUUGCAACAGAAAUCUCCAACAGCCCUUGCCUAAACCCUACAAAGUAAAUGGUGACAUGACCAAAGGCCCAUCUCUUUGUUUUUCUGCUACCGCCGCGUUUUGGCUCCCACGACCUCGUGAGCGACGGACACGCCGGCGGGGUGAGGAGGUGGUGCUGGUGUCCCCCAUCCCUGAGGAUGCCCAGCCCCAGUGAGGAGGUGAUGCUGGUGUCCCCCAUCCAUGAGGAUGCCCAGCCCCAGUGAGGAGGUGGUUCUGGUGCUGGUGUCCACCAUCCAUGAGGAUGUCCAGCACCAGUGAGGAGGUGGUGCUGGUGCUGGUGUCCCCCAUCCCUGAAGAUGCCCAGCACUGGUGAGGAGGUGCUCCUGGUGUCCCCCAUCCCUGAGGAUGCCCAGCACUGGUGCUGCUCUCCCGGGCUGAGGCAGGGUUUGUGCGGCGCCGCUCGCGGCCGAGGCAGUGCCAAGGACAGGGACAGGUUACCCACAGUUUUCCCAUCCCUAAGUAUGGAGUUAGUCUAGUACCACAUUAAUGCCUUGGAGCAUUAGUAGCCAAAGCUCAACAACAUCGUGUAACUCAGCUAAUGUGUGUCCUUUCUAUUCGAUGGGUAGGCGCUGCUAUCUGUUGUAAAUGUGUUUUUUUGGAGAAGAAGUGCAACGAGGGCCUGUUCAGUAUCUUGUGGUUAAUAUGCUCAAGCAUUGCCAAGUAAGCAAGAGGUUUUGCAGCAUCCAGGCAUAAUUCAACAUCAGUAUUAUAAAUGGUAGCAAACUACCUAGUUUAUAUGUAGGGUCAGUUUAACCAAUAACAAAUAGUUAUUAGCUUUUUUUAUUACAUUUUUCCUUUACUGAUUUGGACUAGUGGGUUUAUGUCUAAUGUUUGUAAAAUGAUUUAGACUGCAUGGAUGUGUAAUAUAAACCACAUUUAAUGGAUUAUGAGCCACUUAAUUAAUGUGCUAUGAAAUCUUGGAUUACCUGUGUUUUAUAUUCUGCAGACGAUUUUGCAGUGGGUUCGCUAAAACUUGUAAAAGUGCUUAGAUAUAUUUUCCUUUAAAUCCAAGAAUGUGCACAGUAUUGGAAGGUGAUUGUCCAGGGGAUAAUCACGCUCUUUUUGAUAUCUCUAUUGAUUCUCAAGUUGAAUGCUAAAAGUUAAAGGGGGGGAUGCGGGGGGAGCGAGCGCGUGCACACGAGAGCGAGAAUGAGAGGACGAGAGCUUGGGGUGAUGAGUGGGCACCUUUCAGAGGGUAAACUGGGCUGCAAGAUCGUCUCUAUAGAUUUUUGAAAUGCUCCUACUGCAUUUUAUAUUUCAUUGUAUCAUAUUUUCUAUAAAAUGCAAUUUCUGUAAAUUAAUGAGCAUUUGAAAUGUGUCUUGUAUGAAGUGGAAUAUGGUAAAAGUCUGCCCGAGGGGACUUCAGCAUUACCAGGAUGUUAUUAACUACCAAGGGUGAGAUCUUUCUUUUUGUCUCGGUCGGUCAGUCAAUGGGUCAGUUUGUCUUUCAUGGCUCAGAGAGCAAAUUCACUCUCACCCAAGGUUCUUGAGGAGACCGGGAGGCAAUAGUGUGGACCUCAGAGGAGAGGGAUGGCACUAAUGGCAGCAGCAAGGUGAGGAUGUCACACCACAGGCAUGGGCCGGCAGCACCUGACACUUUUCCAGAUUCCCAUUCCAUCGUUGUGAACUCAGUCAUCUUGUGUGGCCACCAUGAAAGUCUUGGUUUGCUUCUGCCAUGUGCCAUCCCCCUCCUCUUGACCACUCUUGGCAGACCUCACAGCCCCCUGCUCCCAGCCACCUGGCACAGAGCCUGCAUGGCCCUGCAGCCUCUCUUCCUUACCAUGGCACUCUUGAUUCUUCCCUGAUUCUUUUGGAAAAGCCACGGGAUGGAAUAUUUCACCACCAGGGCUUUGCACCUCUGCAGAAGCUGCCUGGGCACAGGCAGAGUGAUUAAUAAAAACACACUUGGUGUUUCUUGCUGCUGGUGUCCGUCGCCGUAGCCUCGUCACUGACACGGGAGGAGGAUUCAGCUCGAGGGCCAGGUGAGGCCAAUGGUUCUCCAUCCACGGGUCGGUGCCACUGCCUGCCAGCUCCGUGUGGCUCCUGGAAUGCUCCUGUGGAUCCUGCCAAGCCAGGUCUCUGCUGUGAGCUGUGCCUUGCCAUCCACCUGGCACUGCUCAAUCCCUGCUCCAGAGCGCUUGGUGCUUCACCUCUGCUGCAGUUUUGGCUGGGAUGAGGGAUUCCAGGUGGGGAGGGGCUGCAAGGGAUGUGGGACAGCAGCUCCAGGCCAUCAGCAGUGCACUCUUCCCAGCUGUGCAACAAGGAGCCACUUAGCCAUGCAGGGGAUGUUGUCUGACUUCAGCUUGUCUAAACAUUUCAUGUUUUCAAGAACAUUUAUGCAACCUAAGUCAAACAAAACUCUUCGAGUGAUUAAAAAUAAACCAACCUGUUUCCAUUGGCGACUUUUUUUAAAAUCAGCGGCUAUUUUUUCCUGCAGCAUUUGCAAUCCAGCCGUUCCAAUCCCACGAGCCUAUAAAUCAAACCAACCAGAUUAUUGUGUUUUGACCCAGUUCUGUUCAGUCUCCCUCUGCAGGACCUCUUCUUUCUUUUCCUCUUCCCCUUUCUCCUCCCUGUAUACUCCCUCUGUGAGGUGUACAGCCCCACAAGCAGCAGCAGCAGCAUCAGGCCACUUCUCUUGCAGUGGGAUCACUGGAAGGUAAGCGAGGGGCACAUCCAGCAGUGAAAACAGAACACUCUUUACAAACAUUUUUGCUUGCUAAUGUUUGUAACCCAGCUAAAAAAUUUUACAUUAAUCCAGGGCAUCCCAUUGACAAGGUGAAUUUGCCAUCACUCAGUCCCCCUCUGAUCCUCAUGGAUGUGACACAGUGACAACCAGUUGCAGCUGGAGGCAGCUUACAAGGAGCUGUGGAGAGGCAAAGAACCCUUUGGCUGAGCCUGCAGUUGCUGUUUAUUCUGAGAGGCAGCAGGAGGGGUUAAUGCAUUGAGAUCAGAGUCCUAAUUCCCUUACUAAUAUAAACUAAAACAAUAAACUAUUUAAAGAAGUGACCCCCACUCUUUGUACCCUACAUGUCAGUGGGGAAGGGUGUGCUCUCAGGCAGGUGGAGGGUGUCCCGUCCCUAAAACACCACUGUCCCACCCUGCUACCCCGUGGCACUGCCAGGGGACACCACCACAGCUCUCCCUGCUGUCUAAGGGAUGAGUUCCCAAGGCACUGGGGCUGGACACACGUGUGGCUUCCCUAAGGAUGAGGAUUGUACAUCCCCGAGCCAGGGACCGUGCAGGUGCAGUGUCACUGCUGUACCCACAGCCACCCCUGGCAGAGCAGGACCCACAGCCCUGCUGGUGUUUAUCGUGCACCCUAAAGCUGGGAGCAGCCUCAGUCUCAGAAAUGCCUUGCAAGGCAAGGAGGAGAUUCAGCAGGUAAUUAAUGACAGUAAAUAGGCAAGUCUGUUCCAGGUGUCCCACAUUCUAGUCAUGGUUUUGCCUCUGGUUUUGUGUUUUCCAUUUUUGCCCCUUUUUUGUUGGACCAGGUGAGGCUGCUGGCAGUAGUAGGAUGCUGAUGAGGAGUUUGCUCCCCAUGGGUUUUAAGGGAUAGUCAGGUCCAAAUCCAGCCUUCAGAAGUGGGGUUUCAGAGGUGGCUGUAACUGCUUCACAUAGGGUGGACGCUCGGGCAUUGAAGAGAGGCAAUGGUCAGUGCAGCGUCUGUACCACACAAUAUGCCAAGAUUGCAACUUUGUUUAAUCUAAAAAGAAAAUAUAUAUUAAAGGUAAAACACAGAACUUUUAUUUGUGAUGUCUUUUGGAGCUCUUUAUUUUAAGUGUGAAAAAAAAUAUACUGGGGGAUGGGGGAAAUGCUGUGUCACGAUGAAUGCAAGUGUUUAAAACAGCAGCCAGACAACGUAGGUGUCUCCCACGCAAAUUAACUCAGUUUCAUGGGGAAAAUAAAAGUUCUUUCCAGUCCACACCAACCCCACAUACAACUGCUCACACACAGUGUACAUAAUGUAGUUAGUGCUUGAAGCGACAAACCUAAUAGGGGAAAAAACAGCAACAACACCAACACGUAGAUGUAUAAUUGGAGCACUUUUUUUUUUUUUUUAAUUUUAAUGAUGAUUUUGCAUGUUUCCUUUCUGAUGGAGAAGCUGUGUAGCAGCCCGCAUGACUGUGGUUGUUCUCAAGGAAGACUCUGCUGUUCUGCUGUAUUCACGCAAAAGCAAAAGUUUGCGUCCGUUAACCCAGUUCAAAAACCUUUUUUUGUAACCGCCAACAGCACAAAUAUUUUGUAUUGUUGUUUGUACCAUUUUUGUACCAAAAACAAAAGAGGGAAAAAAAAAAAAAAAAAAGGGAAGAGAGUAAAUGUUUUCAAUGUGUUUUUAGUGCCACUGCAAUCUUGGUUUCCAAACUGAGUGACAGGUUUGCUGAUUUAUUGUGUAUCAAAGCUGAACUGGCGCACUGACGCCUGGCUCCAGUGUAAUAAAAAUAAAGUCCCCCUUUUGAAUAGUC
Molecule: messenger RNA, 8297 nt
Organism: Taeniopygia guttata (zebra finch)
Lineage: Eukaryota; Metazoa; Chordata; Aves; Passeriformes; Estrildidae
Gene: CDH4
Product: cadherin 4
Biological process (GO): multicellular organism development; adherens junction organization; cell migration
Cellular component (GO): catenin complex; plasma membrane; adherens junction
Molecular function (GO): beta-catenin binding; calcium ion binding; cadherin binding
Source: RefSeq, a predicted model, not a curated record